UAACCAAACCAAUCUCUUGCCAUGGCUGUCUUGAAUCUUGAAGACCAAUUGUGCUUCUACAGAGCAUACCACCGCAACUCCACCAACGUUUUUGUCCACAUUGUGGGUGUGCCCACCAUUCUCUUCACCUCCAUUGUUCUUUUGUCCAAUAUUCCCUUACCCUUGAGCAGCUUCAGCAAGCUCGCCAGCUUCACCAACUUCAACAGCUUCAAUGCUCUCAAUGGUGAUUGUGAAUGGCUCUCCUACGCCAACCUCGGCUCCUUGCUCACUGUCUGUUUCUCUCUCUUCUACCUUCUUCUCGACAGCGUCUAUGGUUUCAUCUUCUCUGCCAUCAUCUCUUCAUUCACCAUCUCCAUCAACCACUACAUGAUCUCCCAUGGCAUUAUUGGGCUCAACAGCCAUAAUAACUUGUUAAUUCCCAUGAACGACUUGAAUAAGUUGGCUAUUCUCUUGUUUGUUCUCAGCUGGAUCAUUCAGUUCAUUGGUCAUGGAGUCUUUGAGAAAAGAGCACCAGCUUUAUUCUCCAAUUUAGUUCAGGCUUUAGUAUUGGCCCCAUUUUUUAUUUUUUUCGAGUUGAUGUUUUUUGCAGGCUUUAGAUUAGAGUUGAAGCAUAAAAUGGACAAAAGAGUCGAUAGAAUCUUGUAUCCAAACAACCAAAAGAAGGCUUAUUAACUCAUAAUUUCGAUAUAAUAACACCUGUUAUAGCACAUUUACUAACUAAUAUUCAAUUUAUAUUUUCAUUAUCUAUUUUUUAUUCUUUAUUCUUUAUUUAUUUUGUUAAUUCACAUUUAUCUAAUUAGUCCUAUGAAUCUUAUGUCUCAUGUCUUAUGUCUUAUGAAUUUAUAUACCUUUAUACUUAUAUCAAUAUCUAUAUCUAUAUCUAUCUUUUAUAUUCAUAUGUGUAUAUAUUUCUUAUAUGGUUAUCCUCUUCUAUUAAUUGAUGGCACUUCAUCGCCUUAUUCUUCUCUUCUUUUAUUCUCUGAUUAUUCGACGUAUCGUUUAUUUUCCACUUGACAUGAAUUUUCCAAAAAUUCAAUUUUUCUACCCGAA
This is a messenger RNA of Ascoidea rubescens DSM 1968, 1050 nucleotides long. RefSeq names its product 2-hydroxy-palmitic acid dioxygenase MPO1 (gene MPO1). NCBI's taxonomy places the organism in Eukaryota, Fungi, Ascomycota, Saccharomycetes, Ascoideales, Ascoideaceae. Bases 22 to 672 code for a protein of 216 amino acids. Gene Ontology annotation, cellular component: endoplasmic reticulum. The transcript has a single exon. Gene Ontology annotation, biological process: sphingoid catabolic process. The record is from RefSeq and is a predicted model, not a curated record.